AUGGAGAUGGAAAGAAUUGGAGACUUCAGGGCCCUAAGAGCAAAGUUUCAGAAUGAUUCUAAUUUUUCCAGUGCAUUGCUACACUCCGCAAAGAAGUCCACUGCAGAAAUCAUUCCACAGCAAAAUACAGAUGGCAGUUCUACCACCUGUUCCAAACCCAAGGCCUUGCGCCAAGUGCAAAUUCCAGUUCCUGGGCAAAAGACUGAACAGUUCAGCUAUACCUUUCAGAAGCCUGACUUUACAGACAUCAAGCCCACGGUGCUGCCAAGGGUUAGGAUUCGUGAAUUGUCUGAAGUAGGGAAGAGUGAAGACAGGAAAAGGACAAGCAUUGCAGAAACGCUUUGUGGAAGGACAGUAUCUGUGGUGGAUUCCCAAAGGCAGUGUCCAGUGCCUUGCUGUCACACUCAAGAAACGGCAUUGGCAAAGAAUUCUUUCCACGAUACUCUGCAAAUCUGGGAAAAUGCUGUAUCACCAAAUGAGCAGAAGUGUUCUGCAACGCCACCGCAGCCUGCGAGUAGGACAAUAUCACUGGCACGACAAAGAACGGCUGAUGUUGCUGUUUCUAAAGAGGUUAAAACAAAUAUGGCUGAAAAGGAGCAAAGUCUGGCACUUUCUGCACCCAGAACUCCAUCCCAUCUUCAGAGUGAACCCAUUUCAUUUCCUUCAUUCACGCCCCCUGUACCACCUAGAGGUCAAAUGCGCUUAGAGAGAGUGGCACAUGGAGCCAUUCAUAUCGCCAGUGCUUUAUCCCCAAAUGGUUAUGACUUAAAUAGGCCAAACAAGACCUCACAGAGUACCACUGAAAAACUGCAUGCUAAUGAAAAGAUCAAGCAUCCAAACACCAAACCACUUCCUUCUCUUAUAUUACUUGGACCUCCUCCAAAGAAACCACCAAGACCACCUACAGUAGAUCUUGGUAUCUUUCAGCGGAAACUUCCAGCUGCUGUAGAUGAUGCAUAUAUGACUCCUGAAAUUACUGAAACAGAAGGAUUGAUCAUGUACGAUGAAACCAUACCGUACCUAAAGCAACCAGAGAGCUCCAAGAGCUCUGGUCAAGAACCUGCACAUUUUUCCAAGGGUGCAAUAAAAGAAGACAGCAAGAUCGAUGACCAAGAAGAUAAAUCUAAAUUCAGUGGGGAGUGCAGAGGUGAGAAGAGCAUGUCACAAGAAGGGACAGCACAGACUAACCUUGGAACUGGGCUAGAAAAUGAUGGGAACUAUGGUUAUGUGUGCCUGGAAACCUUGAGAAUAGAUGAAGAGAAGGAAAGCAUUGGUCUGAGAGCCUCCAGACUGGAGCAGCCUAUGGCAGAGGUGUAUGAUGAUGUCGAAGGACUACAGAGGGAACUGCAAGCGUCUGAGGCCUCCCACACAUUCACUUCAGACACCUGUAAGUAUGCUACCUAUGAAGAAACGUAUGAGGAUGUUCAAAGUGAAGCAUAUAAUUCAGUCAAGUCAAAUGAUGUCAGAACAGAAAAGCUAAAGGGAUUUGGAAAUUUUUUCAAGAAAGGAAAAUACAAAAUGAAAAAUUCACACUUGAAAGAGAAUUUCCGCAACCUUUCUCAAUCCGUACCAAACUUAGAUGUUGUGGCCCGUGAACACAUGCUGUAUGAUGAUGUUGACACGGAAAAAAAUGAUACAAGCAUUUCUUCUCGACACUUCUUCAAAGUAAAGAAAUUCAAUUUAGAAAAGACGAAUAAGAUGGCAAAAGAAGAAAAGUUAUUUAGAGAGAAGUUCAUGUAUACUAAGGAGAUCACAGUAAUAAAUACCGCAGUUGCGCACUGUUCAAACACUCUGACCAAAGGCAAACUUGAUUUGAAGAUCACAGCUGGAGAACAAGUUGAUGUCAUUGAUAUUACUGAGGGUAAUCAAUUAAUAUGUCGGAAUUCUGAAGGCAAAUAUGGAUAUGUGCUAUUAGAACACUUGAAUUUCAGGUAA
Messenger RNA from Varanus komodoensis (Komodo dragon), 1935 nucleotides. It is a transcript of the gene FYB2, whose product is annotated as FYN binding protein 2. Gene Ontology annotation, cellular component: plasma membrane. The coding region runs from base 1 to 1935 and encodes 644 amino acids. Gene Ontology annotation, molecular function: protein binding. Gene Ontology annotation, biological process: protein localization to plasma membrane; integrin-mediated signaling pathway; T cell receptor signaling pathway. The transcript has 16 exons. The record is from RefSeq and is a predicted model, not a curated record. Lineage: Eukaryota; Metazoa; Chordata; Lepidosauria; Squamata; Varanidae.